Camellia sinensis is the source of this 663-nucleotide messenger RNA. The record is from RefSeq and is a predicted model, not a curated record. Lineage: Eukaryota; Viridiplantae; Streptophyta; Magnoliopsida; Ericales; Theaceae.
AUGGUGGAGAGUGAACCUUGGAAGUUGAUGUUUGAUGGUUCAAAGACAAAUGAAGGAGUGAGAGUAGGUUUUGUGUUGAUUGCACCAAAUAAGCAAAUAUACCAAUUUGCAUAUCAGUUGGAAGCACAACAUAUUCAGUCUUGUAAUCAAGCUCAGUGUGAAGCUUUGAUAAUUGGCCUAGAGUUGGCCAUAGAGUUCAAAAAUAGAAGUCUUAAAGUUUUUGGGGAUUCACAGUUGAUCAUUAAGCAAGUCUUGGGAGAAUUCAAGUGUGUAAGUGGUGCUUUAGAGGAGUAUCUAGCUGAGGCAAAUGGACAAGUUGAGGCAACAAACAAAAUUAUGAAGAACACUUUGGAAAGGAUGAUUGAGGAUAAUCCCAGGGAUUGGCAUAAUCUCCUGUCAGAAGUACUUUGGGCUUAUAAAAACUCAAAAAGGAAUAGCACAGGAACAACUCCAUAUGAGUUGGUGUAUGGGCAUGAUGCUGUGUUGCCUCUAGAAGUAACAGUGAGGUUCAAUCGACUGGCCAAGCAUUUGGAUAUUCCUAUGGAUGAAUAUGCAGAAGCCAUAUCGACUGAGUUGCAAGACUUAGAGGAAAAAAGAAUUAUGGCCUUUAAUCACUUGAUAGCUCAGAGAAGAAAGUUGAGAGAAGCUAUAACAAGAAAGUGA